AUGCCUUCUGCCGGAGCAGGGUUACCAUCUACAAGUUCCACGCCUAACAUGGAGGAACCAGCCGACAUGACGACUGUGGUUUCAACAACGACUAUUUCUGAAUCAGAGUCCACUACCAGUCUAGUGGUCCAGGCAUCACCCGUUUCCUCUGAUCCUCCAACAUCAGCUCAUAGGCUUGUGAUCCUGGGGACUGUGAUCGGCAUCAUUGUUUUGGUAUCCUUACUCCUAAUCCUCGUGGUUUUCCUCCUCCGACGGCGGAAAACGCAGGAGAAGAAUACCGAUAGGGAAUCGCAGAUUCUAGAGCCAUACUGUCAGGACAAGGUUUCUUGUGUUACGCCGUGUCAAGGGUCUCCUGUGAGUCAGGACCAGGGGGAAGUGGUCUGUGAUAGGGCGAGACUUGAGGAGUUGGAGUCGACUGUUCAGCUUCUCUUGAACCGGCAGAGACAGUCAGCAGUAGUGUCGGAAAUGGAACAUGAUCCUCCGCCUGAUUAUGCGUCAACGAGGCCAAGUCUUAGCGUUGAUAGGACUGGCCGUAGGAUCUCUACGAAUUCCGGUUGA
Molecule: messenger RNA, 558 nt
Organism: Desarmillaria tabescens
Lineage: Eukaryota; Fungi; Basidiomycota; Agaricomycetes; Agaricales; Physalacriaceae
Exons: 2
Coding region: 1-558 (185 amino acids)
Source: RefSeq, a predicted model, not a curated record